AUGUCGAUGCUUCCGGAAGCAUCCUUCCGCAAGCUUCCGGAAGCCACUUCCGCGUUCAUGUCGCGGUCGACUGCCGCAGGCUUCUGCUUAGGCGGUGCGCAAGCGGCGAAUGAUGCGGCAAUGGUGCAGAGUCAGAUUAUUGAUGAGAUGUUGGAGACAUCGCACGCGGCAAAGACUUCACGGCCCGACACGUUGCGAACGCAGCAGAUGUAUGUGGCGCCGCCUGCGAUGCCGCAAGCGGCAUUUUCCGCGUCGCAGAACCCCGCCAUGUUUAUGUCAAUGAUCCCCAUGGCGCAAAGUUUGAUGACCCCGGAUUUUACGCCGGUACGCAGACAAUUGGACGAAAUGACCAGGCGGUAUGUGCAUUUUUGAAAUCUCCUCGAAAAAUCCGACAGAAUCAUAUAUAAUUUAGCUAUAUUUGAGAGUGCACCACAAAUGCGUCAGCACCAAAUUUGCGUCAGCAAAAUAUUAUCUUGUGAAGUUAAGACUAUUUUUGAAAUCCUCACGUGUUCCUGAGUAUUUUGACACCAAACAUGACCAGCUUUCUUGAGGUACCAGAAAUGCGCCAGCAAGACCUAUAGGGCUUGCUGACGCAUUUCUGGUGCAACACCAAAAAUAGUCGUGUUUGGUGUCAAAAUACUCAGGAACAUGUGAAGAUCACGAAAAUGCUAUUUGUUGACGUAUUUUUGGUAUCUACCAAAAAUGCGUCAGCACCAAAUUGACGUCAAUCUUGAGUUUUUCGAAAUUUCUAUGGAAAUUUCGUAAUAUCCAGAACUUAACGGUUAUUUUGACACCAAACACGGUAGAAUUUGAGAGAUCUACCAAAAUUGCGUCAGCAAGACCUAUAGGGCUUGCUGACGCAUUUCUCGUGCACCUCUAAAAAUAGCCGUGUUUGGUGUCAAACAGAUUGGAAUACCUUGGAGAGCAUGAAAAUCAUACUUAUUUUUGCUGACGUAUUUCGGGUGCUGGCGCAAAUUUUGUACCCCAUCAUGUUUGGUGUCAAAAAAUCCCAAAUUUUCUUUCAGCUCCCUUCCACCCUCCCGUCUUCCCACUCUCCCGUCAGUUCCCGAACUCGGCUCGCCAAAUUGUCAACACGAGGAAAAUCUGAUGACUCAAAGUCGACUCUUCCAGCAAUUUUCAGCCGGUCAGAAAGGUUGGUAUGCACACAAUUUUUUCAUAGGGGACACCAAAAAAUACAAGAAUUGCUCAUAUUAA
Caenorhabditis angaria is the source of this 1215-nucleotide messenger RNA. The record is from the annotation of a GenBank genome assembly. NCBI's taxonomy places the organism in Eukaryota, Metazoa, Nematoda, Chromadorea, Rhabditida, Rhabditidae.